Prorocentrum cordatum is the source of this 1373-nucleotide messenger RNA. NCBI's taxonomy places the organism in Eukaryota, Dinophyceae, Prorocentrales, Prorocentraceae. The record is from the annotation of a GenBank genome assembly.
GAAGGACCGAGCUUGUAUUUGGGACCAGUUUGUUUCUGGAAGGCAAGCGACGCAGAUGUUUGGCCACGCAAAUGCAUACAUGUUGGGCUCGAUGCGUGGGGGGCUCCCAAUUAUAUAUCCAAUGGCCUUCCCGCAUCCAUUCUGGCUCAAGACUGUUCGGUUCCAGCUGGGCCUUCGCAGUUUGAAGCAUACCCGCGCGCUCCUCGUGCAUCCUACACCUUGUGAUCGGUUCACCUGUCCCGCAGAUGGCCCGUUUCUUACUGAUGAUUGCCAGCUUUGUUGGGGCACGCGGGGCCGCUGGCCUGGGUGCGGUCCCCGCCGAUUCCAGCAUGAUACAGCUUGCGGCAGCGAUGAACGGGAGCAACGCCUCGCAGCUGACAGGAUGGGGAAUUCGACGGGAUCCGUGGGGGCGAUCCCCUACGCCUAAUCCGACCGCCGCUCAGGACUCUUGCAGCGCAGCCAUAGAUCUGUCCACAGUGUCCAGCCCUUACGUUGGUACGACAGUGACAGGCAUGAACACGCAUGCCACAUCGUGUGGUGGCAAUGGGAAUGAACAGAUCUUCUACAUCGAUGUUCCAUCCGGCUCCACAUUGAAAAUCGGCAUGUUCAGCAACACUUACGACAGCCGCCAUGAGACACGUUGGGGUGGUGCAUGCCCAGGUGCCAACCUUGUGAUGUGCACGGACGAUCCCGAUACCAUGCGGCACGUUUGGAAUAACAACCAAGGAACAGUGCAGCGAGCAUACUUCAUCAUCGAUGCAUAUGGGAGCGGCGCUGGAAGCUUCACUGUCCAGCCCUUACGUUGGUACGACAGUGACAGGCAUGAACACGCAUGCCACAUCGUGUGGUGGCAAUGGGAAUGAACAGAUCUUCUACAUCGAUGUUCCAUCCGGCUUCACAUUGACAAUCGGCAUGUCCAGCAACGCUUACGACAGUCGCCAUGAGACACGUUGGGGUGGUGCAUGCCCAGGUGCCAACCUUGUGAUGUGCACGGACGAUCCUGAUACCAUGCAGCACGUUUGGAAUAACAACCAAGGAGCAGUGCAGCGAGCAUACUUCAUCAUCGAUGCAUAUUGGAGCGGCGCUGGAAGCUUCACGUUGGUCUGGAGCAUCGAUUCCGCUGGCUUGACGACAACAUGCGCUACUCUGGAACAGUACAACAGCUGCGGCACUACAGAAAUCGCUCGAACCACGUUCACCGACACGACUGCAUGUGAAGAGUUCUGCGGAUCCCAAGGUGCGAGUUGUUGUGAGCGGCAGUAUGAUUCUUGGGCUUACGCCGCAGGGGCUCCUUGGUGCCCUUUUGGGCGCUGCACGGGGGCCCAGGGGGGGCCUCUCGGAGCUUCUUGGGGGCCGUCUGUGGGGCUGUGUGG